This is a messenger RNA of Equus quagga, 914 nucleotides long. It is a transcript of the gene FTL, whose product is annotated as ferritin light chain. The transcript is spliced from 4 exons. The coding region runs from base 220 to 747 and encodes 175 amino acids. Gene Ontology annotation, cellular component: cytoplasm. Gene Ontology annotation, biological process: intracellular iron ion homeostasis; iron ion transport. Gene Ontology annotation, molecular function: ferrous iron binding; ferric iron binding. Lineage: Eukaryota; Metazoa; Chordata; Mammalia; Perissodactyla; Equidae. The record is from RefSeq and is a predicted model, not a curated record.
GCUCCCUUGCAGUGCGCUAGGCGUCCCACGGAUCUGUGUCUUGCUUCAACAGUGUUUGGACGGAACAGACCCCUGGGACUCCUCUUUUUCCGGCCUCCGACCACCCUCCAACCUCUUUUCCAGUCUCAGCCUUCGGACCAACUUCUCAACCAUCCUCUACCUCCGGCGGGAUCCACUAAUACCGUUCUUUUGAGCUCAGCUCCUUACUGCCGAUCAACCAUGAGCUCCCAGAUUCGUCAGAAUUAUUCUACUGAAGUGGAGGCCGCCGUCAACCGCCUGGUCAACCUGUACCUGCGGGCCUCCUACACCUACCUCUCUCUGGGCUUCUAUUUCGACCGCGACGAUGUGGCUCUGGAGGGCGUAUGCCACUUCUUCCGCGAGUUGGCGGAGGAGAAGCGUGAGGGUGCCGAGCGUCUCUUGAAGAUGCAAAACCAGCGCGGCGGCCGCGCCCUCUUCCAGGACUUGCAGAAGCCGUCCCAGGAUGAGUGGGGUACAACCCUGGAUGCCAUGAAAGCCGCCAUUGUCCUGGAGAAGAGCCUGAACCAGGCCCUUUUGGAUCUGCAUGCCCUGGGUUCUGCCCAGGCAGACCCCCAUCUCUGUGACUUCUUGGAGAGCCACUUCCUAGACGAGGAGGUGAAACUCAUCAAGAAGAUGGGCGACCAUCUGACCAACAUCCAGAGGCUCGUUGGCUCCCAAGCUGGGCUGGGCGAGUAUCUCUUUGAAAGGCUCACCCUCAAGCAUGACUAGGAGCCUCCGGAGUCCAGUGGCCUUUGAGGGGGCCCCUCUGGUAUCCCCCUGGUGUCAGAGCUUCUGCCUGAGCCUCUCCCUGCAGCCACUAGAGAUAGCUUUUUAACUAGCCUGGAGCCCUCUGCCCAAGCCUGGACCAAAUGGAAACAAUAAAGCUUUUUCCAGCA